Molecule: messenger RNA, 5687 nt
Organism: Hippoglossus stenolepis (Pacific halibut)
Lineage: Eukaryota; Metazoa; Chordata; Actinopteri; Pleuronectiformes; Pleuronectidae
Product: membrane-associated phosphatidylinositol transfer protein 2
Exons: 27
Coding region: 901-5319 (1472 amino acids)
Biological process (GO): phospholipid transport
Cellular component (GO): cytoplasm
Molecular function (GO): phosphatidylcholine intramembrane carrier activity; phosphatidylinositol transfer activity; phosphatidylcholine binding
Source: RefSeq, a predicted model, not a curated record
CCGGCAGAUGUCCGCCUGAAACGACUGUGGAGUCUCGCAGCGGCGCAGACUUGAGGAGUCACAACUUAACGAUGGCGAGUCUUCCUCAUCCGUCCGCACCUCCCUCUUCUUCCCGGUUCUCUGGACGGAGGCGACCGCUGCUGCUGGACUGAGCUCACGGCCGCGUCGUGUCCCCCUUCCUCCUCCUCCUCCUCACCGCCUCCACAGGACGAGCCGCCAGCCGCCAACUCCUGCGAGGGGCAGCCCGGAUAUAUUCAAGGACAUUUUGACGUUUCCAUAGCUACUUUGGCCUUUUCUGUCGGUUGAGGAAACCCAACGUGCGCUUCUCCGGCGCGAGGAUGUCGCCAGGUUUAGUGAACACGUCCAGGAACGGCGGCUGAAAGCCCGCGGAGAGAGAAACCAAACAUUCCGCGGCUGAUGAUGUUUCUCCUCGCGUCAUCUUUACAUGUCGUACCCGCGCCCCUUCCCCUGCUGACGGGCCACACACACACACACGGCCGGGAGACGGAAACCAGCGGCUGACUUCAGACGUGUUCGUGUCAGGGAUGGCAUCGUUUCCACAGCUCGUCGAUUCGGCUGCUGCCUCGAGCUGAAGAAAAAAAAGACAACCUCUCCCCCCCCCACGGUGCUGGUGAGAGCAGUGACCCGCAGAGAGAGCAGAGAGCAGCCGCUGAACUUUGACUCGGAGCCGGAGUGAGCUGCAGCCGCCGGGGGAAGCUUCAUCGGCGUGCGUCAGGUCCAGGAAUCAUCAAUGUGGACUUCAGCUGGUGGUUUGACGAGUUUCGCAUAGAAGCCGCGGAGUCUCUCCUGUCCACUCUCCCCCUCCCUUACCUCUCUCCCUCUCCCAUCCCUCGUCAGUCUUCUCCCUUAUCCCCCUUUCCCCCUGCUCCACGAUUCACCAUGCUCAUCAAGGAGUACCGCAUCCCCAUGCCCAUGAGUGUGGAGGAGUACCGCAUCGCCCAGCUCUAUAUGAUCCAGAAAAAAAGCCGUGAGGAGAGCUGUGGUGAAGGCAGUGGGGUGGAGAUCCUUGAGAAUAAGCCCUACACAGAUGGACCGGGCGGGACGGGCCAGUACACCCACAAGGUCUACCACAUUGGCAUGCACAUUCCCAGCUGGUUCCGCUCCAUCCUGCCCAAAGCGGCGAUGAGGGUUGAAGAGGAGUCCUGGAACGCCUACCCUUACACCCGCACCAGAUACACUUGUCCCUUCGUUGAGAAGUUUUCCAUCGACAUUGAAACCUACUACAAACCUGACACAGGCAACCAGGCAGACGUCUUUAACAUGUCUGCAGUAGAGAAGAGGCAGAGGACAAUCGACCCAAUUGACAUAGUGACUGACCCCAUCCCCCCUCACGAGUACAAAGCAGAGGAGGACACACGGCUCUACAAGUCCGACAAGACCCAGAGGGGUCCCCUGCAAGACGACUGGAUAGAGGAGUACAACAACAACCCAGGGAAGACCCCCAUCAUGUGUGCCUACAAAUUGUGCAAGGUGGAGUUCCGCUACUGGGGCAUGCAGUCGAAGAUUGAGCGCUUCAUUCAUGAUGUUGGUCUGAGAAAGGUGAUGGUCCGUGCCCACCGGCAGGCCUGGUGCUGGCAGGAUGAGUGGUACGGUCUGACCAUGGAGGACAUCAGGCAGCUUGAGCUGGAAACUCAGCUGACCCUGGCCAGGAAGAUGGCCCAGUUCAGCCAGGCAGAUGAGGCCACCGAGGCCAAUGGAGGCGCUCCGUCUCCAGACAAAGAUCAGGAAGUCAAAGAAGCGAUCAGCUCCAUUGAAGCAGAGGAUGUGGUUGUCAGCUCAGGGGGAGACACUCUGCAGCCACGAGGUGUGCUCACCAAGCAGUGGUCCACCUCCUCACGAUCGUCUCGCUCCUCCAAGAGAGGAGUGAGCCCGUCACGUCACAGCCUCUCGGAGUGGAGGAUGCAGAGCAUAGCGCGAGACUCAGACGACAGCUCGGACGAGGAGUUCUUCGACGCUCAUGAGGAUCUCUCAGACAACGAGGAGGUCUUCCCCAAGGAAAUCGCCAAGUGGAACUCCAACGACCUCAUGGACAAGAUUGAAGCGGCGGACACAGAGGAAACUACUGGUGAGAUGUACAAGGAAAUGACAGUGGAUUAUGAAAGAGGAACCAGCGAGGACAGACUAGAUGAGAUGCGUGGCUCUGUUAGGGGCCAAGCCGAUAGCUCUCCCAUUCCCACCAUCACAGUAACAAGGCACCAGUCAGAGAGCUCGUCCCAGCAGUGCCUGCAGCCUUCCAAGAUCCACGUGCUGAUCUUGGUUCUGCACGGAGGGAACAUCCUGGACACAGGUGGAGGGGACCAGAACAGCAAGCAGGCGGACGUCAACACUAUUAGCACAGCUUUUGACACAGUCAUGCGUGUUCACUACCCUGCUGCGCUGGGACGCAUCGCCAUCCGCUUGGUGCCCUGCCCUGCCAUCUGUGCCGAGGCCUUCUCCCUGGUGUCCAACCUGAGCCCUUAUAGCUACGAUGAGGGAUGUCUGUCCAGCAGCCAGGACCACAUCCCACUGGCAGCGCUGCCCCUGCUGGCCACCUCUGCUCCACAGUACCAGGAGGCCGUGGCCACCGUCAUCGUCAGAGCCAACCAGGUGUACACCGAUUUUCUAAAGUCCCAUGACGGGUCUGCCUUCUCCGGCCAGGUUUGUCUCAUCGGGGACUGUGUGGGAGGAAUCUUGGGAUUCGAUGCUCUGUGCAGCAGCAACCAGACAGUCAAUGAAAGUCAGAACAGCAGCCGCAGGGGCAGCAUCGUCAGUGUCCAGGAUCAGGACCUCCUCUCUCCUGGAAUCAUUGUCAACAGCGGACACGGCUCAUCCUCCCCGACCCUGGAGGGCAGCCGCCACCUCAGUCGCAGCAACAUCGACAUCCCUCGUGCCGGUGCAGGAGACGACACCAAGAGACAACUGCCGCGCAAGAGGAGUGACUCCUCCACAUAUGAAAUGGACACAAUAAAACAGCACCAGGCCUUCCUGUCCAGCCUGCACUCCAGUGUCUUGCGGAGCGAUGCGGUUUCACGCAGGUCAAGCAGCAGCACCAUGCUGGAUGGAGGCUCCCUGGGGAAGUUUGACUUUGAGGUGUCCGACUUUUUCCUCUUUGGCUCGCCACUGGGCUUGGUCCUGGCACUGAGAAAGACCGUCAUUCCUAUGCUGGAUGUGGCCCAGCUGCGACCUGCCUGUCAGCAGGUUUACAACCUGUUCCACCCCGCCGAUCCCUCAGCCUCCCGCCUGGAGCCUCUGCUGGAGAGGAAGUUCCACCUCCUGCCUCCCUUCAACGUGCCCCGUUACCAACGCUUUCCCCUGGGUGAUGGAAACUCUGCCCUCCUGGUGGAGACAGUCCAGAGCAACGCUCAGCUGCUACUUGACAGCGGGCAUCCCCUGUCCCUUCGCUGUCAGGAGACCAUCAGUGAGACCUGCAUCCCUGUGCCUGUGCUAAACUGGCAGGAGGGCUUCCUCAAAGCCACACCCGCCACUAUGGAGUCGGAUGUUGUUCAGUCUCAUGGUGGUGUCUUCAUGGACAGUUCGUACCCCUCAUCCCCCGUAACGGGCCCCCUCUCCCGGGGCCAGCGGAGGGCCAGUGAGGUCAGCAUUGCCAGCCAGGUCUCAGGAAUGGCAGACAGUUACACUGCCACCAACGUAGCCAACACCAAUUCAUACCAAAAUAACCAGUCCAAAAAGUUCAGACUUUUGUCCCAACUCGCCUUAUCGUCACAAAAUAAAUUCUUCCCGAAAAGUCCUCCUAAGUCCCGUAAGAAUGCAGGGGCUGGCCAGGCGGAGGGAUCUCCCGAUGCAGAUCUAGUGGCAGAGCUGGACGCUGAGGCAGACACUAACGAACCUCUUAGUCCUACUGUCCAGUACAACAACUGCCUGUCAGCAGGGCUGGACUGUGCUAUAUCUGAGUUGGUCUUGCUGGACUCCCAGGCUGAAGUGGAGCAAGUUGCCGCACGCUGGUGGGGCACAAAGCGGCUGGACUUUGCCCUGUACUGCCCCGAUGCUCUGACCGCUUUUCCCACAGUGGCUUUACCGCACCUCUUCCACGCAUCUUACUGGGAGUCCACCGAUGUUGUGUCUUUUCUCCUGAGACAAGUCAUGAGGCAUGAAAACUCCAGCAUCCUGGAGCUUGAUGGGAAAGAAGUGUCUGAAUUCACCCCGUCCAAACCUCGAGAGAAGUGGCUCCGCAAGAGGACUCUUGUAAAGAUCAGGAAUGUCACUGCCAACCACCGGGUGAACGAUGCUGUGUUUACUGAGGGCGGUCAGCAGCUCGUGACAGGUCGCUUCAUGUACGGCCCUCUGGACAUGGUCACUUUGGCCGGGGAGAAGGUCGACCUCCACAUUAUGACCCAGCCUCCAUCAGGAGAGUGGGUGUGCUUCAACACAGAGGUGACAAACAGCAGCGGCCGUGUGUCGUUUAUCCUCCCAGAAGACAAGCGACUGGGCGUCGGCGUCUACCCAGUUAAAAUGGUUGUGAGGGGUGACCACACGUUUGCAGACAGCUACCUGACAAUUAUUCCACGCGGCACAGAGUUUGUGGUAUUCAGUAUUGACGGGUCUUUUGCUGCCAGUGUGUCAAUCAUGGGCAGUGACCCCAAAGUGAGGGCAGGAGCUGUGGACGUUGUCAGGCACUGGCAGGAUCUGGGUUAUUUGAUCAUCUAUGUAACGGGACGUCCAGACAUGCAGAAGCAGCGGGUGGUGGCUUGGUUGUCUCAGCACAACUUCCCUCACGGCAUCGUCUCCUUCUGCGAUGGCCUGGUCCAUGACCCACUCAGACACAAGGCCAAUUUCCUCAAGACUUUAACAGAGGCUCACUUGAAGAUUUUCGCCGGCUACGGAUCAACCAAAGACAUCUCAGUCUACACCGCCAUCGGCCUUCCUUCCUCCCAAAUAUACAUCGUCGGCAGACCCUCCAAGAAGAUGCAGUGCCAGUUCAUCACAGAGGGCUAUGCAGCUCACUUGUCCCAGCUGGAAUACAACCACCGUUCUCGGCCAGCCAAGUCCAGCACCGCUCGCAUGGUGCUGCGUAAAGGCAGCUUCGGCUUGGGCGCCAACAGCGACUUCCUGAGGAAGAGGAACCACCUGCUUCGCACCAUCUCCUCCCAGCCGGCUCCCAGCUCCCCGACGGGCAGCAUCCACAACAGGCCGGAGCGCACGCAGAGCCAGUCGGACAGCGAGCGGCUGGAGAGGGAGCGGAUGGAGCGCGCUCACACCCACAGUCAGGGAGCGACCCAGCGCAGCAUGAGCAUCACGGCGAGCUGCUGGGGCCGCAGCAGCAGCACCAAGUUGGAACCAGGAGCUCUCAGCCCAAAAUGAGAUUGGAGAGACAAUGUGAGAGUUCCUUCAGGAGAGUGACUUUAGCUGCAGUGCUGAGGAAGAGACACGUGACAUUAGGAUAAAUGGAAAGAGAGCAAAACAGUUUGCUUGCACCAGACGGGUUAUUACUACAAGCAAAAUCACAGGUGCUACAAACCACUCUUUAUAAAAACUAAUGCCAGUCACACAUGGACAGAAGCUGCGGCUUUAUUUAUUAUAAAACACACACACACAACACAACAGGCAUUUCAAGAAGCAUCUUCCUGAAGAAAGAACGUGCACACAAACAGACAAAGCAGAUGUUGUUGGAAUACAGACUGUUUCUACUGUUUAGUAAAUAUUUAUCGGUCUUAAAUACCAUGUCAGUU